GGCAAAUGAUGGCAACCAUGCAGAGUGGAAGGCCAUUUCCAGUUGACUGCAACGACCAGCAGGCAGCAAUGUUUGUGCUAGUUUGGAUAUUGUCGGGUUUGACCCUCUCACAAACAUUGGGUCUUAGCAGUCAACUGGAUGGGCCACAACACGGGGGAUAUGGCACAUUUUCUUUUGUACAGAGCGACCCAGAGUAUACAGUGGGCACAGCUGUUGUCCACUCUGCAGAGUCUGAUGAUGGUGAGUCUGCCACUGCCGAGAGACAUCUUAGGAUGCUGACUGUUAGCCGUGAAAACCUCCCUGUCAAGUGCACGGACCGUGACAUGACUGUGACCCUUCCUGCUGGACCACUCAGUGGAGUCAGAAUUCUGGGCGCCCAUGAGACCCAAAGUGUGUCCGAGGCUCCUAAAUCAUGUGGGUACAGCCUAACCAAGGAGCAAACGAGGAACAUUCUCACUGUUACCUAUCCUGGCUGUCAUGUGACUAUGGAGAAAGGCCAGCAUACUGUCAGGUUGCUGUACAUCACGGUCGAUGGCGACGUGCGUGUAGAUGCAGUUUCCUGUCCCGCUCAGUACCUGAACAUGAGCAGGCCGCAGUCUGACAGCCCAGCGGACGUGCCCAAAAAGAAGUCGUGCCCACAUACUACUGCCUCCCCAAUACCAGGAUCCACCCCGACGCCUGUUGUAAUUCCUGGCGGUUGCAGCAAUGUUCCCCCUGAGCAACAGAUUGAGUGUGGCAGUGGCUUGUCUGCCGCGGACUGCAUUGUGAAAGGCUGCUGUGUGAACCCUUCGACUUCCAGAUGCUACUAUCCUGUCAAUGAGUGCACGUUGGACAGGAACUUCGUUUUUGCCAUCAGACACGAUAUUACCAGUGAACCGAUCAGUACAACUUCCCUCGUAAUUGCUGGAGACCCCAGUUGUAGGCCUGUGCUUGUCAACAGCCAGGUUGCCCUUUUCAAGUUCCCAGUAACUGGGUGUGGAACUAAAGUCUAUAUGAUUGGUGAGACCCUUGUUUAUCUGGCUGAGGUGCAAACAGUUGUGAGGGCUCUCCGAAUGAAGUAUGGAGUCAUCAGCAGAGACAACCCGAUCAGGAUCAUGGUAGAGUGCCGUUACCCCAAGAAUGCCAAUCCAGACCAGGUCAUGGCCAGUGUUGGGAUCCUGGUGAUGAGUCCAAGCCUGCCACCUGUUGUCACCUCUGAGGGACUGUAUGGUGUACAGCUCCGAAUUGCUAAAGACCGCAGCUUCUCCACGUUUCUCCCUCACUACCAUCAGCCACUGCGUACCUUGCUGGGAAAGCCGGUGUAUCUAGAAGUGCGCAUCUUUGCCCCCAGGCCUGCUGCCGUGCUCCUGGUGCACUACUGUGUGGCAUACCCCCGUUCAGCCAGAAAGGCCCUCAUUCUCCUUUAUGAAGGAUGCCCCAACACCUUGGAUGCCAGCACCACCUCCAUUCUUCACAUGGGCGACCUCCCUCAAAAUCGCCACACGCGUCGCUUCAUGGUCAAGACGUUCCAGUUUAUGGAUGUAGCCACCAAUAAGUUCAUGGAUGAGGAGAUUUACUUUAUGUGCUCAGCGGAAGUCUGCUUCCCAUCAAAAACUACCUGCAGAAUGACCUGCUUUGACAACAGGCCUUGACCAGAUACUCCAAUCACCAGCAAUCCUAAAUAAAACCUUUUUAAUCGCAA
Engraulis encrasicolus (European anchovy) is the source of this 1681-nucleotide messenger RNA. RefSeq names its product zona pellucida sperm-binding protein 4-like. The coding region runs from base 6 to 1631 and encodes 541 amino acids. Gene Ontology annotation, biological process: prevention of polyspermy; binding of sperm to zona pellucida. Gene Ontology annotation, molecular function: structural constituent of egg coat; acrosin binding. Gene Ontology annotation, cellular component: egg coat. Lineage: Eukaryota; Metazoa; Chordata; Actinopteri; Clupeiformes; Engraulidae. The transcript has 11 exons. The record is from RefSeq and is a predicted model, not a curated record.